This is a messenger RNA of Apis cerana (Asiatic honeybee), 4500 nucleotides long. It is a transcript of the gene betaCOP, whose product is annotated as coatomer subunit beta. Gene Ontology annotation, cellular component: COPI vesicle coat; cytoplasm. Gene Ontology annotation, molecular function: structural molecule activity. The record is from RefSeq and is a predicted model, not a curated record. Gene Ontology annotation, biological process: intra-Golgi vesicle-mediated transport; endoplasmic reticulum to Golgi vesicle-mediated transport; intracellular protein transport. NCBI's taxonomy places the organism in Eukaryota, Metazoa, Arthropoda, Insecta, Hymenoptera, Apidae.
CAGAGAUGGGAGGCAAUUGAGAAUCGGCGACGUCGAGACGCUUGCAAUUAGCCGGCGCUCGCUCUAUCUAGCCGCUAAUUUCGUCUGACGCCAUAGAGCAUAGAGACUGGAGAUGUUUCGAGAUGGAAUUCUCGAAAAAUUACUUAGGAGAAUUCUCCGCCGGUUGUUUGAACGAGAACGAUCGGUUUUUGCCAGUUAACCGGUUUAGAAUGGAGGCACGAUGCGAGGUGGUGGUUCGUGUCACUAGUCGACAGCACGAUCGUGAUCGAUUGGAGAGAAAUGUUAGAUGGAGAAAAGACAUGGAUGAUUCGAGGAAUGCCGGUUCGGAUAUCGUUCAUUCAUCUCGCGUCACGUACAUGAUACUUUGAAACUUUGUGAAUUAUAGUAAGACAAUUAUCGAGAUCAAGAUGUUUCGGAUCUUGUUGGUAUCUUGUUUUUUAUUUUUAUUAAGUGAGUAAGAUGUGUUAUAUACUGUAGUGAUUUCAAGAGUUACUCGAAGAGAGGAUAUAGAAAUAUUUAUGCUUCUGGCAUAAAUUUAUUACGUACAAGAGUACGUCAAGAGUAGGUUACAUUGAGGUCAGUAGUGCUCCACUUGAGGCGGUUCUCUAAUCGGGAUGAUUUAUCUCUGAAGGAAAUAAAUUAAUAAUAUUUAGUAACAAUAUAUUGCGCCAUUAAGUUACGGGUUUUAUUUGAUAAAUAUUUGUUUUGUUUAUUUGUUUUCUUUUUUGAAGUGCUGAAAUAAUUUACGAAAUAUAUAUUUUAAUUAUGAAUCAUUUACACAAAUCUUUACACAAAUAACAACAUAUAUGAAUACGUGUUCUUCAAAUAAACGAUAAUUAUUAGUUGUUUUCCAUUAUAUAAUUUAAGUUUGAAGCUUGUUAUGAGUUUGGAGAAAAAUUAAAGAAUUAAUAAAAAUUAAUUUUAUUUUUGCUAACUUAAAAUGUAUAAUUAGAGAAUUAUAUGUAAAUAAUUUUUUGAACAUUCUUUUACAAGAAUACAAAAUUUAAUAUUAACAAAGGUCCUUUCUGUAAUUUAUAUUAAAAUGUAAAUGUUGAUUAUUUUAAAAUCGAAGUAUGAUAGAAUAUAAAAAGAAAAAACUAUAAAAGAACUUAUAUUUACAAAGAAAUAAUGUUUAAAUGAUAUUUUAAAGAAAAAAAUAUCAUAAAUUCAAAAAUGCGUAUUUUAUGUGGAAGAAGUUGAUCGUAGCGCUAUCUAUUCUUAGUUUCAGUAGUUCUUUUGUAUUGGGGUAGCUUCUUGUAUUGACACGUACGCUGUUUUUCUUGUUCCGAAUUUAUAUAAAUGUGAAUUAAUCAAUUGAAAUAUAUUGUUAUCAAUUCAGCUUUUGUUAUCAAUUCACUUGUGACUAUUCAGGUGAUAAAAAGAAAUUUUUCUAAAAAGUUUUUCUCAAAGUGUGAAACAAUCGAAAAAAUGAGUACAAUAGCCGAACAACCUUGUUAUACCUUAAUAAAUGUUCCAACCGAUACGGAGCCAUUAAAUGAACUUCAGUUAAAACAAGAUCUUGAAAAAGGCGAUGUUCAUACAAAAAUUGAAGCUCUUAAAAAAACCAUUCAUACAAUCUUGAGCGGAGAACGCUUACCUGGACUAUUGAUGACUAUUAUUAGAUUUGUAUUACCACUGCAGGAUCACACUAUAAAGAAAUUACUUUUGAUAUUCUGGGAGAUUGUUCCUAAAACUUCUCCUGAUGGCAAAUUACUUCAGGAAAUGAUUUUAGUUUGUGAUGCUUAUAGAAAAGAUUUGCAGCAUCCAAAUGAAUUUGUUAGAGGUUCUACUUUAAGAUUUUUAUGUAAACUAAAAGAACCAGAACUUUUGGAACCUUUAAUGCCUGCCAUAAUUGCAUGUUUGGAGCAUAGACAUUCUUAUGUUAGACGAAAUGCGGUCCUAGCUAUUUUUACAAUUUAUAGAAAUUUUGAGUUUCUUAUACCAGAUGCUCCAGAAUUAAUUGCAAAAUAUUUGGAAGGAGAACAAGAUAUGUCUUGCAGGAGAAAUGCAUUUUUAAUGCUCUUACAUGCUGAUCAGAGCAGAGCAUUGGCUUAUUUAGCAGCUUGUUUGGAUCAAGUACCCAAUUUUGGUGAUAUAUUGCAAUUAGUUAUUGUUGAACUAAUUUACAAGGUUUGCCUUGCAAAUCCAUCCGAAAGAGCUCGUUUUAUCAGAUGCAUUUAUAGUUUAUUAAACUCGCCGAGUGCUGCAGUACGCUAUGAAGCAGCUGGUACUUUGGUUACACUUUCCAAUGCUCCUACAGCAAUCAAGGCUGCAGCUUCUUGCUACAUCGAACUAGUUGUUAAAGAAAGUGAUAAUAAUGUUAAAUUGAUUGUUUUGGAUCGUUUAAUUGCGAUGAAAGAUAGUCCUGUUUAUGAAAGAGUUCUCCAAGAUCUAGUAAUGGAUGUACUUAGAGUUCUAGGCUCUCCAGCAUUGGAAGUUAGAACAAAAACAUUAGCUUUGGCGAUGGAUUUAGUAACAACUCGUACUAUCGAUGAAAUGGUUCAAUUACUGAAAAAAGAAGUGCUUAGAACAGCUGGCGGAGAACAUGAAGAUGCUGGUCGAUAUCGACAACUUCUUGUUCGAACGCUACAUGCUUGUUCUAUUAAGUUCUCAGAUGUAGCAGCUACAGUAAUUCCAGUAUUAACAGAUUUCUUAUCAGAAAAUAACGAAGCUGCAGCUACUGAUGUUCUAGUGUUUGUUCGUGAGGCUAUUCAGCGAUUUGAAAAUCUGAGACCACUUAUUGUUGAAAAACUUCUCGAAGUAUUUCCACAUAUAAGAUCGGUAAGAGUACACAGAGCAGCAUUGUGGAUUCUUGGUGAAUAUGCAAAUACAAAGGAAGAUAUCGAAGCUGUAAUGAGUCGCAUACGAGCUGCAUUGGGAGAAUUGCCAUUAUUAGAAGCAGAGAAUAAACGUCAGGCUGGUGAGAAAUUAGAUGAUGGAAGUGCUCAAGUUACACCAGCACAAUUAGUCACAUCAGAUGGUACAUAUGCUACUCAAAGUGCAUUCAGUGCAACAUCUGCACGUAAAAAAGAAGAGAAACGUCCUGCAUUGGUUCAAUAUAUGAUGGAAGGUGAUUUCUUCAUAGGUGCCUCUUUAGCAACAACUUUAUCAAAGUUGGCGCUUCGAUAUAAAAGUCUCGAAACUGAUCUACAGAAGAGCAAUCAUAUGCAAGCUGAGGCAAUGUUAAUAAUGUCCAGUGUGAUGCAAUUGGGUCGUUCAGGUCUUCCUACUAAAGCAAUAACACACGAUGAUGCAGAACGUUUAUCAUUAUGUUUAAGAUCCUUGGCUUGUCCAACAUCUCUUGUACAGAAAGUUUUCACAGAAGGUUGCCGUGAUGCUCUUGGUAGAAUGUUAGCAGCAAAAGCUGAAGAAGAUUCACAAAACCAAAAAGCAAAAGAGAAGCCAGGUAAUAUCGUUCAAGUAGACGACCCUAUACAAUUCUUGCAAUUAAGCCGUGGUUCAGAUCUAACAGGUGGAGCUGGUGAUGUAUUCGAGCAAAGUUUAAGUGCUGCUGUCGCUGGAAGACCUGGUGCUAGCGGAGAUGCGCCAGCUCCCAGUGCUUUGAGCAAAGUUACUCAAUUAACUGGUUUCUCAGAUCCUGUUUAUGCAGAAGCUCUUGUUCAUGUCAACCAAUACGAUAUAGUACUUGAUGUAUUAAUUGUUAAUCAAACCGAAGAUACUUUGCAAAAUUGUACUUUGGAGCUUGCAACAAUGGGCGACUUAAAACUCGUAGAAAGACCACAGCCUAUUGUACUUGCUCCUCGAGACUUUGCAAGCAUUAAGGCAAACGUAAAAGUAGCAUCUACAGAAAAUGGCAUAAUAUUUGGAAACAUAGUAUAUGAUGUAUCUGGCGCGGGAUCUGAUAGAAGUGUAGUAGUAUUGAACGAUAUACAUAUCGACAUCAUGGAUUACAUAGUACCAGCAACGUGCACCGAUCUAGAAUUCAGACAAAUGUGGGCAGAAUUUGAAUGGGAAAAUAAAGUGUCUGUAAAUACAACAUUAUCAGACUUGAGAGAAUAUCUCGCCCAUUUACUAAAAUCCACAAAUAUGCGCUGUCUUACUCCAGAAAAGGCUCUCUCUGGGCAAUGUGGUUUCAUGGCCGCAAAUAUGUAUGCAAAAUCAAUAUUUGGUGAGGAUGCAUUGGCGAAUAUGUCCAUCGAAAAGCCAUUGAAUAAACCUGAUGCUCCAGUAGUUGGCCAUAUUCGUAUCAGGGCGAAAAGUCAAGGCAUGGCGUUGUCGUUAGGCGAUAAAAUUAGUUCUACACAGAAAGGUCCACAGAGUAAAGUGGUGCAAGCUGCUUAGAAUACAUAGUUUUUUGAUCCAUGAUAUUUUCAGUAUUCAUGUUAUUUCCAGAGAGGAAUAAACUUGUAAUCAAAUUUAUUUAAAGAAAAGAAUGCGUAAUGCUAUCAGAAUGGCAUGAUGUCAUUUGCCUUCAAUUCCAUAUACAAAAUUUUUUCAAAUGCCAGGAUUGAAAUAUAUUUUAUACGAUCAGUGUAUUAA